Larimichthys crocea (large yellow croaker) is the source of this 2265-nucleotide messenger RNA. RefSeq names its product mitogen-activated protein kinase kinase kinase 8 (gene map3k8). Lineage: Eukaryota; Metazoa; Chordata; Actinopteri; Sciaenidae. Gene Ontology annotation, molecular function: ATP binding; protein kinase activity. Bases 172 to 1578 code for a protein of 468 amino acids. Gene Ontology annotation, biological process: protein phosphorylation. The record is from RefSeq and is a predicted model, not a curated record. The transcript is spliced from 8 exons.
GACCGGCUGCACUUCCCCUGUUUACUUCCUCUAAACAGAAUCACACCCGACCGUCCUCCGUCAGUCAGUGUGAGCGCUGGACGCAGGAGACACGCAAUGAAGAGACGGGAGUCCCUUUAAGCUUCAGACUCAGAGAUCACGCAAAACAAGCAGAACCAUUCAAGCUUCAAAAUGGAUUACAAAUAUAAUAAUGGCAUUGAACUACUUUUGGCUCACAUGAAUAUUGAAGACAUCAUCAACGCUGCAGAGACUCUGUAUCAGCUUGAAGAAGUGGAGGAGGAGGAGGAAGGAGGAUUAUCAUUUGAAGAGGAAGGUCUCUCCCAGGAGGAGAUGGAUGAGAACGAGGAGACGGGGGACUCUGAGGGGAGCCAGCAGAAGGACUAUGAUGACAGGGACGGUGGUGUUCGGUACGGGACGGUGACAGACCUCCUGUCCUUUGUUAACCUGAUCUCCAACAUGCAGGCAUCAGCCCUGCAGCACCUGCCUGAGGAGAUGGGAGUCCUGCUGAACAAGAAGUACAUGGCUGUUAAAAAAGGCCGCUACCAGAUCAACAUGGACGUGCUACUGUUUCCAUGGAAAUUGACCUACAAGAAUCCUGGCCCUGGCCUCGUGCCCAAGGGCUCAUUUGGGAAAGUCCACUUGGCUCAGGACACCACCACGAGGAAGAGAAUGGCUUGCAAACUGAUCCCCAUGGAGAACUUUAAAGCAGCUGACGUGGAAUUUCAGGCCCGGUUUCGCCAUGAGAACAUCGCUGAGCUCUACGGCGCUCUGCUCUGCGACCAGAGCAUCCACCUGUUCAUGGAGGCCGGAGAGGGUGGCUCCGUUCUGGAGAAGCUUGACAGCUGUGGGCCCAUGAGAGAGUUUGAGAUCAUCUGGGUGACCAAGCAGGUCCUGCGGGGCCUGGAAUACCUGCACUCACACAACGUGAUCCACCAUGACAUCAAACCCAGCAACAUUGUCCUGAUGUCAGAUAAAGCAGUGCUGGUGGACUUUGGUCUCACAGUGCAGAUGACAGAGGACAUAUACAUUCCCAGAGACCUGAGAGGAACAGAGAUGUACAUGAGUCCAGAGGUGGUCCUGUGUCGAGGACAUAACACCAAGACGGACAUCUACAGCCUGGGCACCACCAUCAUUCACAUGCAGACUGGUAGCCCUCCAUGGGUCCGGAGAUACCCACGCACUGCCUACCCAUCUUACCUCUACAUUAUCCACAAGCAGGCCCCCCCUCUGGAGGACAUAGAGGAGGAUUGCAGCCUAGCCAUGCGCUCCUUCCUGGAGCGAGCCCUGGAGAGAAACCCUGCUCUCCGGAGCUCUGCAUCCGAGCUGCUGAAGGACGAGGCCAUCAAUCCGCCUAGGGAGGAUCAGCCGCGCUGCUGGAGCCUUGACUCAGCCCUGGAGGAGGUUACCCACACCAUGCUACGGCAGCAGAGCCAGCACCAUGACACCACACAGGAAUCUUCUCUGUACUCUGAGGACUCUGGCCACAUGAGGAGGAAGGGCUCCUUGUACAUUGACCUGGGGGCCUUGUCAGGUUACUGUAAACUAGUGACAGGCCCUCCUACUUCAGAAUAUGGCUAGCACCAAACCACAGCUCACCAUUUCAUGUGGCUGAACUUUAGUUGCCAACUCAUAAUUUACUUGUUAGGCUUCAAACAGGUGGACAGUUGUAGGCGGCAUUGGUGAACUGUUUACAAGAAUCAAGAUGUAAUGAGUGGAAUUAGUUCAGGCUUGAUGCUGAAAUGAACUGAUGUGACUCAGCAACACUGCAGGACAGUGGCUGGUAGAGAUGCAUUGUAUAUCAAUGAGCAUUAACUGUUAGGGUUUGGUAUAAUUUUCCAGAGCCCCCUAUGGGAUUCUUGUACAUGCUAUAAUCCAGUGUGGUAAUCAAUACAGUAAUCAAAUGUAUGCCGUUUUUCUUUCUCAUGAAAUGAUGUGUAAUAGUCAAACGAAAUUAUUUUAUCACUAAAUAUAAGUAAGCUAUCUGUAAAUGUAUGUGUGCACCAUGCAAACAUGUAUGAUAUGUAGUUCUUUAUGAACUUCCUCUUGUUAAUUCCUGUGGAAUGUAAAUAGCACCAUAAUGCUAUGUAGAUGACGCUUCUGUUGAAUGCAUGUGAUAUCUGAUUUGUGUUUUUUGUACAUCCUGUGAGAUGAGGCCUCAUGUGCUUUUUACUGAAUUUGUUACUUCUGUUUUCUUUAGUAUUGAGCAGAGAAACUACCCAAAGUUUCAAAUGUAAUAAAAAAAAUUGCAAUAAAAUGAAAAACCCA